This is a messenger RNA of Pangasianodon hypophthalmus (striped catfish), 6088 nucleotides long. Its product is annotated as IgGFc-binding protein. The record is from RefSeq and is a predicted model, not a curated record. The coding region runs from base 107 to 5803 and encodes 1898 amino acids. Gene Ontology annotation, molecular function: protein binding. The transcript has 13 exons. NCBI's taxonomy places the organism in Eukaryota, Metazoa, Chordata, Actinopteri, Siluriformes, Pangasiidae.
AUCCUGUUCAUCCUAAUUCAUCCUGUGAAUAUAUCAUUAUAGAUCUGAAUGAAUUAUGGAUUAAUAUUUGAAAAUGAUAUGAUUUAAUAUAUUUUUUUUUCCAGACAUGGGGAUUAAAUUUUUCCUACUCUGCGUUGCCAUUCUAAAUGCAACUGCAGUCAGUGGUUGCCCAAUAGGCCAGGAGUUCAUCACUGCCGUCAUGCCUAAUUAUGUGGGUAAUGAUGGUGUCGCCAAACUUUCUAUCACAGCCCAGACGUCCUUAGCUACUGUUACAGUCGAAAUCAAGGGGCUCCAAUAUAAACAAUCACUAAAUAUAGAGAAGGGCUCUACCACAUACGUCACCCUCCCAAACAAGGCUGAGGUUUCUGAAAAUGGAGUCUCAGACAAAACAGUGCUGAUUACCUCUAAUACAGAUAUCUCAGUGGUGUCCUCUCACAUCAAACCAUUUAGUGGAGACAGCAGUGUGAUCUUCCCCAGUCAUCAACUUGGCAGGAGACAUGUAGUCUACACUCCAGAAGGAGGUCCCCUUAAUAAGGUUGUGGCUAUCGUCAAUGGCAAGGGAGACAACACAAUUACUCUUCUACCAUAUGCAGACCUCCAGCUUAAAAACAACAUACACUUGCAGCGAGGAGUAAAGAUGUCUAUUAGAUUAGCUCCUUAUCAGGUUUAUCUGCUCCGGAGUGAGAAGACCUUAACAGGAACUAUGAUUGAGUCUCAGCUCCCUGUAGCCGUCCUGGCAGGACAUGAGUGCCUCAGCAUCGUCUAUACCUGUGAACAUGUCUAUGAACAGCUGGUGCCAGUAGAGUUGCUCUCUGAUGAGUACCUAGUCCCUGCCAUGCACCCCUUGCUUAUUAACCAGGACACAGCCCAUGUUAUUGCAAGUGAGGAUAAUACUGAUGUGACGGUUUUUCAUGGUCCAAUCCCCCAGCACAAAUCACUUCGUUCUGGAGAGCUUCUGAAUGUUUUUAUUAAUUUGCCAACAGUCAUCCGAAGCAAUAAAAAGAUCAUGGUUAUGUAUUCCAGUUCCAACCUUCCCUUUGAUGAGUUCUUGACUAACAUAAUUCCUGUAUCACGGAUGUCCAACUCAUGGACUGUUUAUGCACAAGAUAGUUACCUCAAUUUUGCUGUUGUUGUAUCAGAAAUGCAGCCAAGUAUUUCUCUUUUGAAUCUCUUAGUACCUGUUUUUGCUGCAAACAGGAAGUAUACAUGGUCUAUUAGAGCACUUGGUAGCCAGAAAGGCCCUAUAACCAUAUCCAAUAAACUACCACAGGCUGUCUAUGUUUUUGGUGGGAAAGAAAGACAUGGCUAUGCCACAACAGGAGUGUGCAGUGCUCCUUCUCCACCACUACCUCCGGUAGAUCCCUGCGCAUCUGUUAAAUGUCGUUGGAGAGAGGAGUGCAAGAAGGGUGUCUGUGUCCGUGUUGACACAGCAACAUGUUGGGCUCUCGGGGAUCCCCACUACAAAACAUUCGAUGGGAACGCAUAUGAUUUCCAGGGCACCUGCACCUACACCAUGACCACUACUGUAAAAACUGAGAAAGGCCUUGUCCCCUUCACAAUUUUGGCAAAGAAUAAUAAUAGAGGGAGUAAUGUGGUGGCCUAUGUGAGGACAGUAUCACUCAGUGUGUACAAUCAUACAAUAGUUGCCAGCAAGCAAACAGGUGUAGUUGAGGUGAAUGGUGAAAUCACUUACUUGCCUGUACGUUUAGCUGGAGGAAAGAUAGAAGUGGUGCGAAGUGGUUGGAAUGCACUCAUAACAACAGACUUUGGCUUAGAGGUGAAAUAUGAUUGGAACAUGAUGCUAUACAUAACAGUGCCCAGCACCUACUUUGGGUCACUUGGUGGACUUUGUGGAAACUACAAUGGAGACAGGACAGAUGAGCUGUCAGACCCCAAGGGAGUGAAACUCUCCACUGUCCUGGAGUUUGCCAAGAGCUGGAAAGUUUCAGACAAUGACUUUUUCUGCCAUGAUGACUGUGCGGGCAAGUGUCUCCUCUGCCCGUCUGAUCUUAAAGUAAAAUAUAGUGAAAACAAUUACUGUGGUCUUAUGGCAAAAACAGAUGGGCCAUUUGCCCAAUGCCACAAGAUUGUCGACCCACGUAUAUACAUAGACAAUUGUGUGUAUGAUGUGUGCAUCUAUAGAGGCAUUAGAAGUUUCCUCUGUGAUAACAUGCGGACCUAUGCUGAGGCUUGCAUGGCAGCUGAAGUGAAGAUUGAUCCCAACUGGAGGACGCUGUCAGAGUGCCCAUUGCCAUGCCCAGUAAACAGUCACUACGAGGCUUGUGGAACCGCAUGUGCUGCCUCCUGCGUGGAUCGUGAUGCACCAAGCAAAUGUGAAAUGCCUUGUGUGGAGGGCUGCCAGUGCAAUAACGGUUUUGUCCUCAGUGGAGACAAAUGUGUGCCACUGGCGCAAUGCGGCUGUUCCUAUGAGAAUCGUUAUUACCCUCCUGCUGAGGUAUUCUGGGGUGACCAGACGUGCACUAAGAAAUGCUCCUGCAAUUCUGGACAGGUCAAAUGUACACCCACAAAGUGCAAGACAUCCGAAGUGUGUAAAAUCCAGAAUGGUGUGAGAGAUUGCUACCCACUAUCCUACGGGCAUUGCGCGGGCAGUGGAGAUCCCCACUAUUUAACCUUUGAUGGGAGGCGCUUUGAUUUCCAGGGCACUUGCACAUAUUACCUUUCUAAACUGGUCAGCACAUCUGACCCUUCACUGGUGCCCUUCGAAGUUCUUGUCAAGAAUGAAAACAGAGGAAUGAAUAAGGUUGUUUCCUUCACCAAGACUGUGGAGAUCAACAUUUUUGACUACACCAUUAUCAUGAGUAAAGACAGUUAUGGUAAAGUGAUGGUCAACAACCUGUUUGUAAAUUUGCCAUUUGAGAAAGGGGGUGGUCAGCUAUCCAUAUUCCGCAGUGGUUACUUUGGAGUGGUUAAAACAGACUUUGGAAUGAAUGUGAGAUUUAACUGGGAUAGCUAUGUUGAAAUCACUCUCCCCAGCACAUACAAUAGCCUAGUAGGAGGUCUCUGUGGUAACUGGAAUGGGAACUUAAAUGACGACCUGGCGUUCCCAAACAAAAGCAUUACAACAAACGCUAAUGCAUUUGGAAACAGCUGGAAAGCCAGAAAUGACCCUGAUUGCUCAGCAGACUGCAAAGGCCAGAAGUGUCCCAAAUGUGAUGCUGUUGACAGGAAUAAGGAUGUUUUCACAAAACCUUGCAGCCUGAUUACAGAUGCAAAUGGCCCAUUUAAAGCAUGUCAUAGCCAAAUCAGUCCCACCAAGUUCUAUGAAGACUGUGUGUAUGAUAUGUGUAUGUAUGGUGGUCAUUCUACAGCCCUCUGCAGUGCUCUUACAGCCUACACAGCUGCAUGCCAGACAGCACACCGCAUUGUGGAGAAAUGGAGAACAAAUAAUUUCUGUCCUGCAUCCUGCAAACCUAACAGCCACUAUGAUGUGUGUGCUGCUGGAUGUCCCCAGACCUGCAACGGCUUGACUGAGCCCGCAGCUUGCCAGCGUGCACCCUGCAUCGAAGGCUGUGUUUGUGAUGUCGGAUUUGUCCUGAGCAACGGCGAAUGUGUGCCAAUGGAGCGAUGCGGAUGUGCAUAUGAAGGCCAGUACUAUAAGCUGGGCCAAGUCUUUUACCCCAAAGGCAAGUGCAGCCAGAGGUGUGUCUGUGAGGAGCAAGGAAAAGUCACAUGCAAAGACAAUUUCUCCUGCGGUCCUAAUGAGCAGUGUGUAAUCCGUGAUGGGGUUCAAGCCUGCCAUCCUAGUGGCAAAGGAUCUUGCUCAGUCUCUGGUUCAGGCAACUACCACUCAUAUGAUGGAAACCAUAUCAGAGUGCCAGGGAACUGUGUGUACAAACUGGUAGAAACAGUCCAGACUGCAAUUCAGACGAAGAUGCCUUUCAGUGUGACAGUGCAGCAAGUAUCUUCUGCCAUAGUAAUCACAAGAAGAAUCAACAUAGUUAUAGCCCAGUAUAAGAUUGCCCUGAUUCCUGGACUUCUGUGGGAAAUAAGGGUGGAUGAAUUUAAAGCUAUUCUCCCAGUAACACUUGAAAGAGGACUGGUGAAGGUCUAUCAGAGUGGUGCCUUCAUUAUCUUGGAAACCUCUUUUGGACUAAAGGUGACCUAUGACACUGUGUCAGUGGCCACAGUUGAAAUCCCUUCCACUUACAAAAAUGCUGUCCGAGGUCUGUGUGGCAAUUAUAAUGAUAACAAGGCAGAUGAUUUACUAAUGCCAAAUGGUAAUCUGACUUCCUCCGCUGAGAAAUUUGUGGAAGCUUGGCGGGUGAUUCAGGAAGGAGUGAACUGUCACACAGGGUGUCGACCAGGCCCCACAUGCCCAGGGCCUGGACCAGAAGACAAUGACUGCAGGAUCCUAACUUUGGUGAAAGGCCCACUCUCUAAUUGUCAUUCCAAGGUUCCACCUUUACCAUUCUACAAUGCAUGUGUAAAGGAUGUCGCAUCAUACCCAGAAGAUAAGACACUUGUUUGCCGCUAUGUUCAAAACUAUGUGGCUCGUUGUCAGCAAGCUGGUAUCUCCAUCAGCAGCUGGAGGAAUGCAACCUUCUGUCCAAUGACUUGUCCUGUAAAAAGUCACUAUGAGCUAUGUGCAGACACCUGCUCGUCAACUUGUGCCAGCCUUACCGAGUCAUCUAGUUGUUCAGAGUGUCUUGAAGGCUGCCAGUGUGAUGAAGGCUUUGUCUCUGAUGGAGGCACCUGUAAGCUUGUAGAUGAUUGUGGUUGUUUAGUGGAGGGAAGGUAUUACAAGUCUGGGGAAUCAGUAGUCAGAGGAGACUGUAUAGAGACAUGCACCUGUAAGGCUGGACAGUUCUCAUGUCAGUCCAUGAAAUGUAAGGAAGAAGAGGUCUGUCGCAAAAAGGACGGCGUUCCAACAUGCAUGCGUGAUCCCUGCAGCAUAACGAAAUGUCGUGAGAAAGAGCGAUGUGUGGAGAGGAACAGUGUAGCAGUGUGUGUGGCCAGCUCUAAGGCCUCAUGCCGAGUUGUUGGAGAUCCUAACUAUGAAACUUUCGAUGGAAGCAGGUUUUCUUUUCAGGGCACCUGCUCUUAUGUUAUGGUUAAGACGUCGGGUGCAGACAAAAGCCUCACAGAGUUCACUAUCAUUAACAAGAACGAACUCGCCCAUAGCACACGUGGCUCUUUCAUAAAGACAGUCACCAUAAAGUUCCCAGGCCACGAAAUUAUCAUUAAUCAACGUGCCCACGGCAAAGUGAAAAUUGAUGGUAAAGAAUCUCUCCUGCCUGUGAGUCUGGACUCUGACCGUACCAGGAUAACUCAAUCAGGAAUAAGGGGAAUCCUGGAGACAGACUUUGGUUUGGAGGUCACUUUUGACUGGGGCGAGUUCUUCAAGGUGACAGUGUCCAGUAGCUACUAUAAAAACCUAGUGGGCAUGUGCGGAACCUAUAAUGACAACCCCAAUGAUGACUUUGUAACACCGUCAGGCGUUCCUGUCAAAAACAAUACAGAGUUGGGGCAGUCAUGGAGUGUUUCCAGCAGUGACCCCAAAUGCUGGCACUUCCCCCCAUGCUCUGAAGAGGAGAAGCGCCAGUAUAGUGGCCCAAAGUUCUGUGGCUUGCUAGAAGACGAAGCUGGGCCAUUCGCUAGCUGCAACAAUACAAUUAAAUUGGAGCAUUUUACAUACAGCUGUCUCUUUUAUACAUGUCUCACUCACGGAAACCGUGACAACUUCUGCAACAUCAUGACCACUUUUUCAAACACCUGCAAGUGGUCAAACACUGAAGUGCCACAGUGGUGGAGGCAGAUUACUAACUGCAAGCUGGACAAAUAAUCAAGAGGAGGGAGUCAGGGACUUAUGAUGUCCAACCGUGAUUACAAAAAAGGAAUCAAGUUAUUUUUCUUCUAUUUUUAAUCAAUGUCAUACAGAUAUAUCUGCUGGGCAACUGUUUUGGGUAAUGUGAUUAAAUAAUUAAUCACUUUUUCUAAUUAAUCAAAAACAAAAAAUUGAUCAAAAUUUCAAAAAUUUUAAUAGAAUCAUACUUUUGCUUGUUCUCUUUUCCUGUUACCGAAUGCUUGCAAGAUUUCAAUAAAUAAAGAUUAUUGUAUCACUAUACAA